UUGUGUUCUUCUACCUACAGAGGCCUGCAGACAGACGUCAUCCCCUGAAAAUAUCCUAAACAAGGUGCAGGCCAACGAGGAAGAGGAGAGGCUGAAUAGAGAACUGGAGCUAACUACCAAGGAGAGAAAUGAGCUGACAGAUCGCCUCCUUUAUGUGACAGGUGGAUCCAUGAGCAAGAGGUAUGCAUUGCUCCAAACAAACGACCUUGUUCUAAACCUCAUCUCCCAUAGAGAGGAGAUUCAGAAUCUGACCCUUACUGAGGAGUGAGUUUGGAAAUGGACUCUCUGAUUCCGCCUGUUGAAAAUCUGAACUUGUGAUGUGAGUGAAUCAUUCAGGGAUAAAGUCACUGGAGCAUGAGUUCCCAGUGUACAAUUGGAAAGCCCUUGACAGGUGGCAGUUUGCAAGGUUCUAGGUGCUGUGAGUUUGUGGACAGUGUUUGUACUUGCUAGGAAGGUGACUGAACGCUAUCAUCUCCUGGCAGCACCCUUAGGUGACAGGUAACACAUUGUUCAUCUCCAUGCUUAACUAGAAGGCCUGAGGCUCAGGCCUGUUCCUUCUUGUCUGUGUGCCUUAAACACUGAGACAGUAAUGGUGCAUACAUUUCUACUGAUUCCAGUUGUGCUCUUUCCAUAUUUGUCUCUCUUUCUCAUUCUCUGAGUCUGUUUACUUUUCUUUUUUUGUGGGUGUGUCCCAGUUUGUGUGUCUGUGUGUGCACAGGUCUGCAUGCGUAUGAACAACUUUUAUAUGUUUCUAUGUCCCUGCACACUUGGAAUUUAGGGGUCUGUUUUUUGACCUCAGGAUUUACCUGUAUAAUAGUUUCAUGGAGGUGUAAGUGCUUUAUUUUGGAAGCCCCACUUUCAACAGUACAGUUCUUUGCCUGUGUGGUCACAUUUGUCUAUACAUUUGUAUGCCUUGGGCAGAUUAUAAGUUUGUGGCAAUAUCUGGUCUCAUCUCCAGAAUUACGUGUACUGUCUGCCUCUAGAAUAUUAGUUAUUCGGCUUGUAGCAUUCCACUUGUCAAAACAGGAAAAAGGAAAUAAGAGGUUUCUGGGUAUGUGUGUGUGUGUGUGUGUGUGUGUGUGUGUGUGUGUGUGUGUGUGUGUGUUAGCGUAAGAGCUGUGGCCUAGGCUCUUGACAGCAUAACAGGUUUGAAUGCAGAUCCAGCCCUCCUGAUUGAAAAAAGUGAGCCAGGGAACCCUUUAUCUGGGUGCUUAGCUUCUGUUGUCCUGGGCACACAAUUCCAAGUUUCUGAAGCUGAAGAAGAUCCAAAUAUGUAGAAGUCAGAAAGUGUCCUUCCAGGGCUGGGGUAGUACAGGGCACAGCCUGAGUUCAUAUAAUCCUAAACCUCUAUGUUCAUUGGGUUCUAUCUUCCUGGGGCCAGCCCCUACUUCAGGCCAAAUCCAUUUUAUGAAAACUUGAAGAUAAAGGAGAAAGAGGUCAUGUCAUUACUGCACAACUUAGACACCAAGAACAUUGAACAUCGUGAGAAAUUUCAGGAGCUCAAGAAGGAGAUUAACUUCUAUCGCAACCUGCAGAGCCGGCUCCUGAUGGACCAGGCAUGUAUGAAGAAGAAGUUGGUCACAUUGAAGCAGGAGAGCAAGGAGGUACAGCGAUAUUUGUUUGAGUUGAACCGGAAAGAUGAAGACGAACAGGAGAAGACCAGCAACCUCCAGACCCAGUAAAA
Molecule: messenger RNA, 1684 nt
Organism: Rattus norvegicus (Norway rat)
Lineage: Eukaryota; Metazoa; Chordata; Mammalia; Rodentia; Muridae
Source: RefSeq, a predicted model, not a curated record